AUGACGACCCGGACACCGAGCGCCCACUCGGCAGCGACUCUCCGCGACGAGGUGGGGAAACACGAGCUCCACACCGGCUGGGGACACAGUCAGGCUGGAGGGGAAUCUGGGCAGCAAUUGGACCAAGAAAGUGGAGCAGGUGAAUCAGUCCUGGUCUCGGUCUAUGUACAGCUGGACUUUUCAAAUGAGACCUGGUCGGCAGCACUCUCCAAGCCCCAGACUCUUCCCACUGCCUCGGCUUCCUCUUCCCUGGGAACCCUCACUGGCCUCAGCCUCACAACAGAGUGCAGUGUCAACCACGAUGGGUGUACCUAUUGUGCUUGCCUCUCUGGGUACCAGUGGAACAACAGUGUCUGCUCCCGUCACCAACCCUGCGAAACCCUCCUUGAGCACCGGCCUUGUGGCUGUCUUAUCUUCUGCCCUAAUGAAGCCGGGUACUGCCAGCUGCUGCCACCUGUCCCUGCAACCCUGAGCCUCAACUCCUGGCUGCAGAUGCCUGGCAGCACCCUGAACCUGACCCUUCUCACAAGCCAGGAGAUCACCAACCUGAAAUGGUUCCUGUGGCGCACGGGGAGCCCCAGCCCCAUCCUCCUGCAGGCAGGGACAUGUGUGUCCUUGACCUCCAGCCGGGGCCGGGCUCUCCUCAGCAUCGUCAACAUCACCUAUAAAUGGGCAGGUGAUUACAUGUGCUGCUUUGAGGCCCAGGGAUUCAGGUGGGAGCUGCACCAGAUGGUGAAGGUGUCCCUGCGGGAGACAGACGUGGCUCAGCUUCCAGACCAGCUCUCCAUCUCCUGUGCCUCCUCCCCUGGCUUCCAGCUGAGCUGCUGCAUCCCCAGCGAACAUCUGGGCUACACAGCUUCCUGGAGCCCUGGAGAGGGCAGUGAAGCCUCCUCAUUCAACACAUCGGACUCCCAGUGCUUUGUGCUGGCUGUUCAGCGCUGCCCUGCAGCUGACACCACGUACACUUGUGACCUGCAGAGCCCAGGACUGAGCCCUCUCAGGGUCCUCGUCUCUGUUACCACCAUCCAGGGUGGAGACACCACCUGCCCUGAGGACUCUUCAGCUGGUGCCUGGAACGUCACCAAGGCUGGCCAUGUGGCACAGGCCCCAUGUCCUGGGAAUAAGACGGGCACAGUGAAGAGGACUUGUAGGCCUGAUGGGGCCUGGGGGCCCAUCCAUAGCAGCUGCACAGACACAGGGCUCCUGGCCUUGCUUUAUAGAGCCCGGCUGCUGCUGGCAGGCCAGGGCUGGCCUGAUGAGGAGGUGCCACAGAUCCUGGCGCAGCUGCCUGACCAGGUAGUGGUGGUGACCUCACCCUCUGACUUACUAGCACUGGUGAACACCAUAAAAGUCCUGGCCAAAAUAGUGGCAAGUGCCAGAAUACAGCUCAACGGCAGUGCCCUGGAGGCUCUGCUGAAAACCACAGACAAGGUCCUUGACAUGGACGCCAGUUCCCUGUGGACCACAGCCCGGGCCCAGAUCUCCGCAGUGGGCUCCAAUCUCCUGCUGGCUGUGGAGACCCUAGCACGCAGUCUGUGCCGACAGGAUCACCCCUUCUCCUUCGGCUUGCCCAACGUGCAGCUGCAGACCCAGCUCCUCAGGCCCACACUUCCUUCCGACUAUAGAGUCUCCUUCUCUACUCAGCCCAUGCUGCAGGCGCACAUUCCCAAGCACUCACUGGCCCCACUGGGCCAUAAUGGAACCAACGUCAGUGUUACUAGCCUGAUGCUGCAAAAACUGGACCACUUUCUGCCUUCAAACUACGGACAAGGGCUGGGGGACUCCCUCUAUGCCACUCCUGGUCUGGUCCUUGCCAUCUCCAUCAUGGCAGGUGGCCAGAUCUUCAACAAGGCAGAGGUCAUCAUGGACUUUGGGGACACAAAUGGCACCCCUCACUGUGUCUUCUGGGACCACGAUCUCUUCCAGGGCAAGGGGGGCUGGUCUGAUGCAGGGUGCCAGGUGCAGGCAGCCAGUGCCAGCCCCACCACUCACUGUAUCUGCCAGCACCUCACUGCCUUCUCCAUCCUUAUGUCUAGACACACAGUUCCAAAAAACACCCUCCUGGAGCUGCUGGGUCAGGUGGGCUUGGGGGCCUCCAUUGUGGCCCUGCUUGUGUGUCUGGGUGUGUAUAGGCUAGUGUGGAGAUUUGUGGUGCAGAGCAAAGUUGCCUACUUACGCCAUGUGGCCCUGCUCAAUGUGGUGCUCUGCCUGCUGGCAGCAGACACCUGCUUCCUCGGAGCCUCGCUGCUUCCUCCAGGGCCCCACAGCCCACUCUGCCUGGCCACCGCCUUUCUCUGUCAUUUCCUCUACCUGGCCACCUUCUUCUGGAUGCUGGCUCAGGCUCUGAUGUUGGCCCACCAGCUACUCUUUGUCUUCCAUCAGCUGUCCAGGCACCGAGUACUCUCCCUGAUGGUGUUCCUUGGCUACCUGUGCCCGAUGGGGUUUGCAGGUGUUACCCUGGGCCUCUACCUACCCCGAGGGCAAUACCUGGGGGAGGGGGCAUGUUGGUUGGACAAGAAGGGAGGAGUGUUCUACACCUUCGUGGGGCCAGUGCUGGCCAUCAUGGGUGUGAACGGGCUAGUACUAGCCAUGGCCGUGCUGAAGCUGCUGAGACCUUCGCUGUCAGAGGGACCCCAGGUGGAGAAGCGUCAAGCCCUCCUGGGAGUGAUCAAAGCCCUGCUCAUUCUCACACCCAUCUUCGGUCUCACCUGGGCGCUGGGCCUGGCCACUCUGUUAGAGGAAGUCUCCAUAGUCCCCCACUACCUCUUCACAGCUCUCAAUACCUCCCACGGUGUCUUCAUCUUAUUGUUCGGCUGCCUCAUGGACAGGAAGGUUCAAGAGGCUUUGCGCAAACGUUUUUGCCGCUCCCAGCCCCUCAACUCCACCAUCUCCCUGGCCACAAAUGAAACCUACAUCCCAUAACACAGCAAAGGAAGAAGUGAAGAAACCGGUGAGGAUGAGGCUUUCUCGGGAGCAGUGUGAGAAGCACGGAGUGAGGAUGAGUGUACAAAGGGCUUUCCAGCAGAGCUCUACAAAGAAAACGCCUCUUCAUAUACCCGCCCUGACCCACAGGGUGGAGAACAGCCUUCUCCAGGUGGACAUUCCCAGGUGAGCUGAAGGAGUGUGGAGGCCUCGGAGAGAAGAUGGCAUAGCAUCUUCUACUGCCUUCCCAGAAAGCUGCAGUGUCACCACCACCACCCCUUGACUCAGUUCACUCUGAAAAUUCCUUUUCACACUAGCAUUAUUUUUAGAUAGCCUGAAAAACCCAUGUUGUGGAGGAAAUGCCAUUGGUGGUUCUGGUAACCGGAGGGGAGAGGAGCCCACAGAGGCUUCAGGGCGAGCUUUUUCACAGGAAAGACAAAAGUUUUGAGUGACCCACAUAUGAUGACAGAGUCGAGGUGUGUCCUUGAAGCCACCAGGAUGAGUCCUGGCCAACGCUCUGAACCCUUCCUGGCCCCAGAGCUCAGCCCUUGGGAAAGACAGGCUUCUGUUUCCGUUAGUCACACUCAUUUUUCUCAUUUACCUGUCCCCACCCUUGAACUAUCCAAGCAAGAAAAGCAUGGAAAAACUAGCUAAAGUGAACUAAUGAAUAAGCAUGGCUUUUCUGUAAAAAUAAUUAACAGAUAUCAAAGUUCAAAAUAAUUGCAAGUAAAACCUGUCUUAACAGUUUUCAUUAUUCAGUGAUUUCUUUUCUCAUUAUUUCUUCCCUAUAAUUACAAAGAAAGGAUGGCUUAAUUGACAGGAAUUCUGAUCUUCCAGACACUGGAGGCAAAGAGCAGAAUUUGGUUUGUUUCUUUUCAAAAUUUAGGAAAAGGUGAAAUUAACAGAUCCCUCUUUCUUUAACCUCUAUGACACAUUAAUCCAAAAUGUAAGUUUCAUAGAGGUAUGCUUGUAUGUAAAGUUACUGAUACCAGCACAAUUUUAAGAAUGUGGUAUAAAUUUUAAAGUAGAAAGUUAUCACAGAUGGCCAGGAAUUAUGAAGAAAAGAUGACAAAUAUUGACAUUUAAAAGUGACAGGAUCAGGGGAGAGUAUAGCUCAAGCACUAGAGCACGUGCUUAACAUGCACAGGGUCCUGAGUUCAAUCCCCAGUACCUGCUCUAAAAAUAAGUAAACCUAAUUACCUCCCCCACCCCUGCCAAAAUAAAAUAAAUAAUGCAAUGAUAAAUAAAAGUGACAGGAUCAAGCUAAGGCUAGAUAUAGAGAAGAAAUAUUUAAGAAAAGACUUUAGAGGGCAUCAAGAUGCCUAGAUGGAUUAACUUAUGGAAUCU
Vicugna pacos (alpaca) is the source of this 4269-nucleotide messenger RNA. Lineage: Eukaryota; Metazoa; Chordata; Mammalia; Artiodactyla; Camelidae. The record is from RefSeq and is a predicted model, not a curated record.